GGGUCAUGACAGGGGAUGAGGAGCUCGGGGAAGGUAACAGCGUACGGAGUACUGGGUAGUCAGAGCUUGCCGCAAGGGUGCUGUCCAGGAUAUCUAAGCCUGUACAUGUAUGUACUGUACAUCGCCCGAGGUACCUUAGUGACAUGGGGCCCGUCUCUCUCCGUAUCCCCGUUCCAGUCUCUUGGUCUAGCGUACUGGCUCAUGCAUGCAGUGUAUGCAGCGAGGCAUCUGCAGCGUGGCUCGACAGACGGUAGAAAACAAGUACGGAGGUACUCAACGUCCUGUGCUCUUGUCGUCGUCGCAAUUCUCUUCACCUCCCCAGUCUGCCUUAUACUCCACGUAGUAAGGGGCCAGGUAGCAUUUACGACCUCUCGCUGGAGCGGAUGUGGCAGGCUCGCCAGUCUCACCUUGUCUCCUCGAGGCUGGGGUCUGGAGGCGAGCUGCCGGGGCUAGCAGCCAACGGUAAGCAACCCCUGGAAGCAAGCCGGGAAGCUCCGCGAAUCUGCCGCUCAGGGCAGCCGCUGGGGAUCGAUCUGCAACGUCGCAUUGGGCCGCGAAAGCAGCCGCAUAAACGCCCGGUCUGUUCACCGUGAUUUAGCGAUGCUGAAGACGUUUGUAAGCUCCGAGACGUGGGAUUAUUUGCAGCUUCCUCGCCCCUAGACACGAUGCACUUGGUGUAGGGUACCACCGUAGGCCCCGGCGCAGGUCAACCCGGGACCGAAGCUCUGGGGCCCUCGAACGUCGAGGAACUCGAAACCUUACUCGUGAAACGGAAAGCGGUUUUUUUUUCAGUAUUUGUCUCUGCAAGGCUGCGCAGCUACCGCAUUGGCAGCCCCAACA
Parathielavia appendiculata is the source of this 840-nucleotide messenger RNA. RefSeq lists its product as uncharacterized. Lineage: Eukaryota; Fungi; Ascomycota; Sordariomycetes; Sordariales; Chaetomiaceae. The coding region runs from base 384 to 593 and encodes 69 amino acids. The transcript has a single exon. The record is from RefSeq and is a predicted model, not a curated record.